This is a messenger RNA of Besnoitia besnoiti, 3270 nucleotides long. RefSeq lists its product as uncharacterized. Bases 1 to 3270 code for a protein of 1089 amino acids. The transcript is spliced from 14 exons. The record is from RefSeq and is a predicted model, not a curated record. NCBI's taxonomy places the organism in Eukaryota, Apicomplexa, Conoidasida, Eucoccidiorida, Sarcocystidae.
AUGAAGCUUGUCUUCCUGACCCGAACCCGCGGCUGGGCUCGCAGGAGACCUGUCAAGGGGUCUUCGAGGGCCGCUUCCGAUCUCCUCGCCCCUCCCCUCCUGCGAGGCCGGUUCCCGAGAGGAGGGCGGCAAGACCAGAGAGCGAAGUUGGAGGCAAUGGACGCGAGGGGGAUUGCCGAGCGCUGCCUGAGGCGGAGACACGCGCCAGCCAGCUCUCCUCUGUCUUUCUCGGCGGAAUCGGAAGCCACGCGGCGUGGCGUCAGACUGAUAUACUGCGAAGAGGCCCCCCAUAAGAUGGAGGUUGGAAGCAGAGAGCCCACUCUUUUGCCUCUGCGUCCUCCCUGUGAACUUUGCCCUCCCCCUUCUUCACGGGGCGCCUCCUCGGCCGCGCCUCGCUCUCAGGUUGAGUUCGCUAUCUCCACUUCUUCUCUCUUCCCACCUCGUCAGUCACCUGGCACGACUUUUGCACUGUCGAGCCCCAUCGCCCACGCCUCCCCUCAAGCUUCGCACGUGUGCGCGGUUCGCGCCUACUCCUCUGUCUGCUUCUCCUCUCCCAAGUUCCGGUGCGCGGGCUCAGGGCGCUGCGCGGGCUUAGGGCGCUGCGCGUCUCUUUCGUCCCUCUAUUCUUCUUCGUCCGCGGUUUCGUCGCGCGUCUCAAACUGCCUCACUGUUCGCUUGCCUCAGUCGCUGUCUGCCGGCGCAGCCGCGCGUCCUCUGCAGCCCGCGGCUGCGAGAGGGGCGGGUCGCCUGUCUCUUUUCCACGCCGCUGCGCUUCAUUCGCUCGCGCCUCGAGGCGCGACGCGCCUCCACUCUUCGUCCACGAGGAGCGCCACUUCGUCGGGCUCUUCCGGCGAGCACUCAAACCCGCGACCCGCGAGCCCGCCGCCUCUCCAUGACUCUCUCGCGCUGUGUCGCGGCCGUCGGGUGGAGGAAGUUACCUCGCUCUCAUCCCGCUUCCUUCCGCGGCCGUCUGUGCACUCCGGGCUGCUUGUGCGCGCCGGCAGUUCGUCGUCGCUGAAUCCGCCUCGCUCCUCUUCCUCUCCCCUCGCUUCGCCCUCGCUGCCUCUGGGUCGCACAGCCGCUCUUCCUUUGAAUGCGGGUCAGGGUCCAGCGCUUUUCGAAUCUCGGCGAUUCUUCUACUACCGUUUCCACAAGCACAUCGGCAAAGGCAACUUCAACAGGUACCUGGAGUUCUAUCAGAAGCCGCGCGGGAUCGAAAACACGCUGAGACUUCGGUACAACUACUCGGCAACGUUCACGGCGAAGAAACGCAGCGAGAUGUGGAAAGUCAACCUUUUGAAGAAGAUCGCGCAUGCAACCGACGCAAAACAGGUCCUCGACGUGUGGACCUACUACAGGCACCGCCGUAGCAAGCGCCCGUAUCACUAUCUGUGCGCCCUGCAGCGUCUCGUAGAAGUCGGCGGAUGCGACCCUACGGACUUCCGCUUCCGCCUCAUCGCCAAUGGCGUCUAUCGGAGCGCCAAACGCUUCAUCAAUUUGCCGCGCGUCUGCGUUUAUCUAGCCAAGUUGAAUGCGACGGGAGAUCUGCAGGAACUGGCUCGGUUCCUGACUCCACAAGUUGGCGCCUACUUCCCUCAUCAGCUCUGUCUCCUCGCGCAUGCCUACGGCUCUGUUCGCCUGCAAGACAAAGUCCUGUUCGCCGCCGUCGACGAAGCGCUGCGGCCGCAGCUCUCUGGUCUCUCCGCGGCGAUGCUUCUCAAACUCACGCAGGGCUACGCAGGAGCGCUGAUUCAUAACUACGGCCUCUUGGCGCGAGUCUCGCUCAUCCUGCAGCAGCGCGUUUGGAGAGCCGCGGUCGGCGAAGAGGACGAGGGAGAGCGUGAGAGAAGCGAGCACGAGGCGGUGGAAAGAUCCAAAAAACGCGGCGUGAGAGACGACGACGAGAAAGGUCGCGACGAAGAAGACGAUCUGGAGGCGUGCUCCAGGCAGACCCGCGCAAAACGCCACGUCGGACCCCGCUGCCCGAGCCUCGAGCAACUUUUUGCUUUCGGCCGUGUCUUCGCCGAGUUGAAGUACCAAGACUUUAGCUAUUUCGAGACGCUCUCGCUGCAAAUGCAAGCUGCGCUCCGCGCCGACCUCGCAGCAUCGCCAGGUCGGGAGAGAUUUCAGAGAUUCUCGCCGCAGUCAGUCCAGGAGCUAACCGAGGUUCUCCAUCGCCUCAAAGUCAACGACGUGACGCUUCUGCAGGCGAUCUUGAAUCACGUCCACAAGCGGCUUUACGACUACCCGCCUUCCUGCCUCGCCGCGAUCGGUCUCUACACUGCGCAGAUGCUUCCGUGCGAGGAGCCCUUCAUCCGUCAGGUGCACACGGAAAUGCUGGAGAUCCUCCAAGAGGCGAUCUCCGUGCUGGACUUGCGCAGUCUGGAUCAACUGGCUGCGUUUGCGAAGAAGGCGAAACCCAAGCGGAACCGAUCGGCGAUCCGCGCGACCAUCCUGGCGGCGGUCGAAGCACGCGUCCUAGAGCUUCAGGGCGACGGGCACACAAUCUUCGAUGUCGGGAGGCUCCUCGAGCUCCUCUCCCUCAACGGACGGCAAAUCAGCGAAGAGGCCUUCCAGGUGCUGUGCCGGCAGGCCCAUCGGCAUCUAGAUCUCUUCGAGCCUCAGGACUUCUGUCGCCUCUCGCGCGCUCUGGCGCGUGUGAAGACUCAAGCCGGCGCCGCGGGCAAGGCUGAGGGCGCAUUCUGUUCGCCGUCUCUAGUCAAUGCAUUGGCGCGGCGCGCGCUUCGGCAGCAGGACGAAUUCUCUCCAAGAGAUUUUCUCAAUCUCAUGCGUUCGCUGUGGCUCGCGGGCCCCCCAGACCGCGUGUAUGCAGUUCCCCUGGGAGAGAAGCUAAGGAAGAAACAAGUUAUUCACGACUACUUUCCGCCGAGCGACAGACAGACAGAGAGUCCAGGCGACGAGGAGAGCGAGCUGUCGGUCUCCGACUUGCCGGUGGCGUCUCGCCAAACGCCGGCGCUGAGCCCAGGCCGCCUGCUGCUUGGGCGACACGCGGUUGACAAGCAAAAGGCAGCUCAUGACCCCCGCGGCGCGUCAUCGGAGGAGUCAACCGGAGUGGAAGCCGGUGCCGAAGAGCAAGGUGUCCCAGAGGGCGCGGACGAUGCGAGGAACGAAUGCACUCUUGUAGAGGGCGCCCGCAGAAGACUCCGCCGCAAACGCCUGGAGGAAAAACUCAGAAUCGCCGAAGAAGAAGGCUGGGACCUCCUUCACAGGCGCGUUGCCUCUCUGCGCGAGCUCAGAGGGUGGAUGUGA